Molecule: messenger RNA, 684 nt
Organism: Podospora pseudopauciseta
Lineage: Eukaryota; Fungi; Ascomycota; Sordariomycetes; Sordariales; Podosporaceae
Exons: 1
Coding region: 1-684 (227 amino acids)
Molecular function (GO): protein binding
Source: RefSeq, a predicted model, not a curated record
AUGUCGACCCCGGAAAGCGCCGAUGAAGGUCUUGAUGUCACAAAGCCAGUCGACAUCAACAAACUCCACAUCGAGGAAAUCGAUCCAGACGGAGAUCUUGUUCUCCAUGUCGGAGCCGACUCGGAUCCCACCCCCCGCACUUUCAGAGUCGAUCCGGCAGCCCUUCGCCGUGCAUCCCCAGUGUUCAAGGCAAUGCUAUUCGGUCCUUCGGCAGAGUCCAAACCUGCAGGCGAGCAGUGGCUGGUUUCGCUGCCAGAGGACGACCCCGAUGACUUUGAAAUCAUCCUGCAAAUCGUCCACUGCCAAUUCCAUGUCAGGAGGAUCCCCAGAAAGCUCAUGACAAGGAAAGCGGUCUACGGCUUGCUGCUUCUCACUGACAAGUACCAAAUGACUCACUUGCUCGCGCCGUGGAAGCACACGUUGGUAGAUUUUGGAAGAAACGGGGAAGUGAAGUGGCAGGGUUACAAAGACAUUAGAUGGUGCCCGUUUGAGGCAUUUCUAUCCUGGCAAUUGGGCUUCUCGAGAGUCUUCAGAGCUCACACUGUUCAAAUUGUGUACCAUUGCUGGAUCGAUCCGCAAAGCAGAGUCCUGGUAUUCAAUAAUGACCAGGGGGAUAAGACGCCGCUCCGCCAGUUACGUUUUGGUCCUCUUGAUAUGGAAGGCGAGUCACCUGUCUGUGCGUAG